UUUGAGUAUCACUGAUAUUUGUUGACAUUGCAUAAUGACAGCAAAAAGUAAGGUUAUGUAACACAUUUUAAUCGUUGAAAAACUGCAAAAAGGGGCCCCAACCCCGUAAAAUCAUGUCGACUCGUAUCAAACGCAAGCACAGACUGUCUUUCUGGGACAAAGUGGACAUGGAUGUGCUCGAAGCCACGUCGGAAACGUUCCGAAUCGAGGUGGACAAAGCCUUCCAGGGCUUCCUGGCCGAUGGGGGCGCCAAGGAGUACUCCUUCCCCUCGAAUUUGAACAACUUCGAACGCAAACACAUCCACCAGAAGGCCGCGAUGUACAAUUUGGUGUCUCGGAGCCACGGCAAGGACCCCCAUCGCGUCCUCACCAUCUACAAAAGGGGCACCAAGUCCAACUUCGAGUCUUUUUACGUGGAGCUCACCCCCGAGAGCACCCGCGAACUGGACAACACAAUCCAGAGCUACGUGAGCGACUUCUCGGCCCGCAGCCCCCAACGUCUGACCAGUCGCGACAAAGUCUUCGGGAAGCUGUCUCUGGGGCCCCCGCCCGACGUCACCCAGGCGCGCCCCACGCCCCAAAUCGCCCGCUUCCGUCUCCAACUCCCCAUCUACGAGAUGAAAGACACCAUCGUGGAGAAAAUCCGCCAAAAUCAGGUCUUGAUCGUGUCUUCGGAGACAGGCUCGGGGAAGACCACCCAAAUCCCCCAAUACAUCAUGGACGACGCCCUCCAAAGGGGGGCCAAAUGCCGGAUUUUGUGCACCCAACCGCGUCGCAUCUCCGCCGUUUCGGUCGCUGAGAGGGUCUCGCAGGAGCGGGGGGCCCCCUUGGGGGAGUCGGUGGGGUACCACAUCCGACUCGAGUCGAAACUCGGCACUAAUUGCAAUUUGAUCUACUGCACGAAUGGGGUCCUGGUGCGGAGUCUCAUGUCGGGCAUGGGGGUCCUCUCCUGUCUCACACACAUCAUCAUCGACGAGGUGCACGAACGUGACAAACUCUCCGAUUUUCUCCUCAUUUGCUUGAGGGAGAGUCUCAGAAAGGGGGCCCCCAUUAAGUUGGUGCUCAUGUCGGCGACGAUCAAUGUUGAGAAAUUUCAGAGGUAUUUUGAGGGGGCUGCCGUGUUGGGGGUACCGGGACGGUUGUUUGCCAUUAGGGAGUUUUUCCUCGAUGAUGUGUUGGAAUUGACGGGGUAUGAUGCUGUUGUUAUGGAAAGGAGGAAUGUCUUUGAGGGGGCUGUCGAAAAUCGGUUGUUUGAUGAUGUUAUUAGUCAUAUUGUGCAUGGGGGGGCUGAGACUGAGCAAAAUUGGGCACAAUUAUUGCAAUUUGUUUUGACUGAUAUGCCGGUGAAUUACCGACAUUCGGAGACAGGGUUGACGGCGUUAAUGGCGGCUGUGUAUCAGGAUAAUGUCGAUAUGGUGGAGAAAUUGUGCAGUUUGGGCGCCGACCCGCACAUCCAGUCGAAAAGCGGCCUCAGCGCCAUCUCCCUCGCCGAAGACAAACACCUGGAGGAGAUCCUCCUCAUCCUCAACAUGUCCUCCCGUCCUCUCUUGCCACGUGAGGACCUCCUCACCAACUAUUACAAAACUUGCGCUGAUGAUGACAUCAACUAUGACCUCCUCAUCCGUCUGAUUUACACCAUCCAUCUUCAGUACCAUACCGGCGCCAUUUUGGUGUUUUUGCCCGGCUAUGAUGAUAUUAUGAUCUGUAAUGAUCGUUUAUUGGAAACUAAUAUUGAUAAGAAUUCGUAUCGUGUGUUUUUUUUACACGGUUCGAUGAAUAUCAAAGAACAACAUGAAGUGUUUAAACCGUUUCCUGAUAAUGUAAGGAAGAUAAUAUUGUCGACGAAUAUUGCCGAAACGAGUUUGACAAUUGACGAUGUUGUCUAUGUCGUCGAUUGUGGGAAGGCCAAAGUGCAAACGUACGACUCGUGUAGCGGCUUAUCAUCCCUCCAAACCCAAUGGAUUUCCAAAGCCUGCGUGAAACAACGUGCUGGUCGCGCCGGUCGUACCCAAUCCGGCGUUUGUUUUCACCUUUUUUCACGCACUCGAUACGAUUCGUUCCUCGAGGAACGCAUCCCAGAAAUCCUUCGAGUCCCUCUCGAGGAACUUUGUCUCAAUACAAAAUCCCUCGCUGGUAACAUAUCCAUAUAUAACUUCCUCGUAAUGGCGCCCGAUCCGCCAUCUUCCAACACCGUUAAAACCGCCAUUGAAAAUUUAGAAUGUCUCGGAGCACUAGAUAAGGAAGAACGACUCACCCCCCUUGGGGAGUACCUCAGUCAACUCACCAUUGAGCCCCAUUUAGGAAAGAUGCUCAUUUAUUCAGCGAUUUUCAAAUGUUUGGACCCGAUUCUGACAAUUGUGGCCUCACUGGCGCAAAAGGACCCGUUUCAGCUCCCACCGCAGGCCAAUCUUCGGAGUUGCGCCGCUGAAAGGCGCAAAAGUCUCAUGGCGAACACUUUCAGCGACCAUAUGGUCUACCUCAAGGCUUUUAUUAAGUGGCAGGAUUCGGUGAAGUACCGAAAAGAGCGACUUUUUUGCCGCGAUUUUUUUAUAAGUCCAUCGACGAUGGAGACCAUUCUCAAGACACGGUCGCAACUUUUGGGCCAAUUGCGUGCUGCGAAAUUUGUACCACCCAAUGGUACAUCUAUGAUGGCGUUGAAUACGAAUUCGGAGAAUUGGCCAUUGGUUAAGGCGGUUAUUUCGUCGGGACUUUACCCGAAAUUGGCGUUUAAGAAAAAUGGUCAUUUUUGUACUAGGACGGAAAAGAAGGUUUUGAUACAUAAUUCGAGUCCGUUGAGUAAGGAAUCGAUGAGUUUGUGGUUGGUUUAUGAUGAGAUGGUUAAGGUCAGGAAUGGGCAUCAGGUUAGAGGGGUCACACCGGUGACCCCGGUUACGAUUUCGCUAAUGUGCGGCAUCAAAAUCACCUACCCCAUGGAAAACUAUCUCGAAAUCGACGAAUGGCUCGAAUUCGAAUUCCCCACCCCCCACAUCAUCUAUCUCCGUCGUUUCAUCGAAACAAUAAUCGAAAAAAAAUUACAAAGUCCCACCAACACACUUAACGAGAACGAAGAGGCGGCUUUGGCCGCCCUUGCAAAAGUCCUCAUACACGAAGACAGGGCUGCCAACCUCGAAAUUCCAGUGGGAAUUCGCCAAAAACCCAAGUUUUUCGAACUAAACCGAGCUCUAGAUUUGGAACAGCGACCACAGCGGUUCAGACGCGAAAUGGGGGCGUUUGGGGGGCCCUCGACUUCAGCAGCGGCCGCUUUGCCCCCCGCCUACCCCAAUUACGAGAACUCGAUUUUUUUACUAAUUAGGGUGAAGCAGGAAAGUAGCGUCAAAAUCGCUUUUGACUCGAAUAAAUGGAUUUUUUCGCCGCAAACUGAGAAACAAGUCAUCGCCCUAGACAAUAAUCUAUAA
Messenger RNA from Tribolium madens (black flour beetle), 3416 nucleotides. RefSeq names its product 3'-5' RNA helicase YTHDC2-like. The record is from RefSeq and is a predicted model, not a curated record. The coding region runs from base 114 to 3416 and encodes 1100 amino acids. Gene Ontology annotation, molecular function: RNA binding; ATP binding; protein binding. Lineage: Eukaryota; Metazoa; Arthropoda; Insecta; Coleoptera; Tenebrionidae. Gene Ontology annotation, cellular component: intracellular anatomical structure. The transcript is spliced from 7 exons.